This is a messenger RNA of Clarias gariepinus (North African catfish), 1654 nucleotides long. It is a transcript of the gene katnbl1, whose product is annotated as katanin p80 subunit B-like 1. The record is from RefSeq and is a predicted model, not a curated record. Gene Ontology annotation, molecular function: microtubule binding. The transcript is spliced from 10 exons. Gene Ontology annotation, cellular component: nucleolus. Bases 186 to 1100 code for a protein of 304 amino acids. NCBI's taxonomy places the organism in Eukaryota, Metazoa, Chordata, Actinopteri, Siluriformes, Clariidae.
UAGCUCAAUCCCACAAUUCCAGUUUGUAUUUAUUUGAAUGGUGCUGACUUCACCGCGUUGGUGAACGUGCACUAAAGUAGUCUUUAACUUUUAACUCGACAUCUAUGUAAUAUCGCUUCGGGACUUCGUUAUCAAAAAUUUGAAGAAACUACGUGACCUUUACACAAUGUAAUGACUCUCUGAUUAUGGCCACUGGAAAUCAUGUUGGAAAUGAUGCAGAUGUCCACAGGCUCAAGCAAGCCAAUGCCCUCGAUCUUUUCAACCACAGAAGCGCCCCUGCAGAUGAAGAGAACAUGAGGGAGGUGGAUUAUUUUUAUAAGGAAGAAAUAAAUAAAGACAGAUUUCCAGUGGGGCGUUGCAUGCACAACUACGGCAGAGUAAAACGUGUGGUAAGCAAGAAGACGUGUCAUUCAGCAGUGGGAUCUGUCGUUCGGCGACGAGCCUCUUCAGCAGGCAGACUCUCUGACAUGGCCAACAAGGAAAAUGAGGUGACGUGUGCUGAGGACGUGCAGGGCAUUCACUGUAAGGACAAGUGUACAUUCCCUGUGAAGACGACAGACGUCUCAAAAAUGUCAGGAGCUGGCUCCAAGUACCUGGAUUACUUUACAGAGUUGUCCAAGGACCAUGACACAAUGACUCAUGUGCUCUUUGGGAGGAAUCUCAGGUUAAAUGUGGCUUUGACACUUUGGCGAAGAAAUGCUAGUGAACUAGUGGCUUAUUUGACCAGAAUACAAGACACAGGGGUGUUGGUUGACUGUCUUCCUGUUCUCACAAAAAGCCUUCAAGAGGAACAGUCCUGCGUUUCUAUUGGUUGCUGUGUCGACCUUUUACCACAAGUGAAGAUGCUCCUUCUUGGAAGAUACGAAGUGCACCUCACUGUGGCUUUGCACUGGGUUCAAUCAGUUGUUAAGAAAUGGUGGCCUGAACUCUCAUCAAAUGGAAAAACCGUGCAUGAUCGCUGUUCAAAUGAGAAGAAUGUGCAGGCAAUGAGGAAGCUGCUGCUUGAUCUUUGGGAAGACACUUGUCCAUUAUCCUCAGUACCUGGAACUGUGGGAGAAUUAAGCAAGGCAGUCGAAUCCUAUCUGUCACAGUUGCGCUGAUGUCUCACUGCCACACUUGAGGAUACGACCACUACAUGCACUUGCUGCAGUUUUCAAAGCUGCCCUUUGACCAUGAAAUAAACUGAGUCUUUGUAUUACUCCAGAAGAGGACAUGGCUCAAUAGUGAAUGGGGAGACAGAUGAACUGACCAAUUCAGACCUUUCCUGCAUCCAAAAUGGAGACAUGUCUUAAAGGGUUAAACAUUUCCUAUAAACCUUGACUGCUUCACAUUGAAGUGGACUUUUUUUCUAUUAGUGGCACUCAGUCAACUCUAUGAGACUGUAAAAAAAUCAGGUAACUCACAGAAGUGCCAUGAUUACAUUUUUAACCCGUAGCACCACAUUGUGCACUUGCUGAAGUGGAUUUGAUGAACCGGUCCUGAGUAGGCUCCUCCUACAACGUCUUAUCAUGAAGAGCUUCUAGUCCUGCAGUCUUAAGUUAUUAAAGCUUUUGCUGUCUUAUGCUUUUUCAUGGAUGAAAUGAUUGUGCAUCAUGGUGACUUUUCUUUUAAUCAGCUUCUAAAUAAAUGUGCAAAAUUUGCCAAAUGUCUUCAA